Molecule: messenger RNA, 908 nt
Organism: Callorhinchus milii (elephant shark)
Lineage: Eukaryota; Metazoa; Chordata; Chondrichthyes; Chimaeriformes; Callorhinchidae
Product: protein C19orf12 homolog
Exons: 3
Coding region: 80-505 (141 amino acids)
Source: RefSeq, a predicted model, not a curated record
UUUGAAACUGAAACCACUCAGGAUGUUUUGAGACAGCUGGAACCAUCAGUUUAACAAAGGAUCCUACAGCUAGCCAAAGAUGCCUGUGGAUGUCAAUGAAAUCCUUCACUUAGUGUGUCACAUUUCAAAGGUGAAGAAGAUUCAUGUUGCUGUAAAAAGUUCUGGGAAGGGAGCAAUUGUAGCUGGUGCCUGCGCAUUUUUUGGUGGCCUGCUUGGUGGACCAUUUGGCAUAGCAGCUGGUGGUGCAGUUGGUGGAUUGGUGGGUGCCUGGAUGACCAGUGGACAGUUUAAACCAUUGCCUCAGAUUCUUAUGGAACUGCCACCAAACCAACAGAGGAUGCUAUCUGCUGAGGUGCACAAGAUUAUCAAACAUUUGGAUUGGACUGAUGCAGUACAUCUCGUAGCGUUAGUGAUGAGAAAUCCUUCCCUGACUCAGUUGGUGCUUCAGACAGCAUUAAACUUCUUCUCACAGCAGUUUGAUGCUCAGAUAAAAUAUGAAGAUUGACAUCUUUAUGCCGAGUGUUUCUUUCAAAUCAUUUGUCUGAAACAAAAUCCAUAAACUACCUUUUGAGUUCUAUAACUAUGUGUAUAUUAACAAUGUAUUUGCAUGACAUCACUAGACACACAAUAAUAACUGAUGAUUGGGAGUAUGUUGGAUGCAGGACAGGUGAUUUUCUGUCACCUAAUGGAGCCACCUUAUACUGGAAGCAUUUUCAGUCAAUGUAGACAGUCAGUGCUCCAAUAUAAUACAGUGGAGGGGUCAUGUUUCCAGUCUAAUUUAUCAUUUUUGCACUAAUAGCAGCCUUGCAUCCUCUCUUAGUGAAAUUGCCAGAUGGGGAUUUCAGAUCCAAAUUGUAGGUAUCUACAUAACAACAACGACAAAAUGACAUGUGUAUAGUGCCUUUCAC